AUGUCAUUUUUACACACACACUCGUGCGAGUGCAUGAAAUUGGAAUUACAUCUCUUUUCAUUAACUCCAAAACAAACGUCCAUAGAGUUCUCUCAAUGGGUGCAAUAUAAGCCAGUUUCAUCUCUCACAGAUGACUCGCCUAUCGUGUUUUUAGAUCCAGGUCAGGGGGAUAAGUACAUUGAUCUUGCACAUACACUUCUAAGUGUAAGAGUCAAAUUAGUCACUCCUAAAAAAACUGCAGAAAAUACUUCGAGUGUAGAAACCGUUGGUCCUGUAAACAAUUUACUGCAUUCCAUGUUUAACCAGUUGGAUGUAUACUUUAAUCAAAAGCCUGUCUCGCCACCAAAUAAUGCAUAUGCAUACAGAGCGUAUAUUGAAUCUCUGCUCAACUUUGGGUCAGCAGCGAAAAAAUGUCAUCUCACAUCAGGAUUAUGGCUUGACGAUACAGCAGGUAAAAUGGAUGACAUCACAAUGCAGAACCAGGGUCUCGUCGAUCGACGACUUAUACUGGGUGAAGGAGGAAAAAUUGAUCGGAUCGGUCAUUUGCAGAGUGAUGCUUUUAUUCAGGAUAAAUUUCUCUUGAAUGGUGUUGAACUUAGAGUUCGACUGGCGCGUUCUAAGAAUGCUUUUUGUUUUAUGGAUCCUACUAAUCAAGCUUAUCUUCAUAUUAAAGAAGCAUCUCUUCUUAUUCGGCGUGCGAAAAUCAGCCCUUGA
Molecule: messenger RNA, 714 nt
Organism: Belonocnema kinseyi
Lineage: Eukaryota; Metazoa; Arthropoda; Insecta; Hymenoptera; Cynipidae
Exons: 1
Coding region: 1-714 (237 amino acids)
Source: RefSeq, a predicted model, not a curated record